AUGCUCGUCAUGAAUUCCAAAGUAGGUAGCAAAAUUGACCCUGCUCGACAUCAACGUCGUGCCGACGGCAUUGUCGAUCCUCUCUUCGUGCAUGUGUUGGGCAGCGCUCCAUUCGUCAGCAUCGGCUACUCCGUCUCGACUAGCGAUCUCGUCCCAAGAAAACCGCCCGCCAAUGUCCCGGGUGCAUCCUCAUCCUCAUCCUCAUCAUCCUCAUAA
Messenger RNA from Daldinia vernicosa, 216 nucleotides. RefSeq lists its product as uncharacterized. The record is from RefSeq and is a predicted model, not a curated record. Bases 1 to 216 code for a protein of 71 amino acids. The transcript has 2 exons. Lineage: Eukaryota; Fungi; Ascomycota; Sordariomycetes; Xylariales; Hypoxylaceae.